AUGUACAAUAGAUCACUUCAAUUGUGCAUCAUAAAAGAACAAGCAUACAAAUUGCAUUAUUAACAACAAUCAAGGAAGAAAGCCACUUCGUUUUAGUUAUUUUAACCUGUGCAAACUGCAAAUGUUUAACACGAUGAGUAGUGCUAACUGUGUUAUGUCGCAAAAAUGUAUAAUCCAAGCAUACCAUGAUUUAGACUACCUCCAUCUAGUUAGCGAAAGUUGACAAGUUUGAAUUCUAUCAAGUAAGACUAGAUUAGAGGAUAUAUCAUUCAUAAACCUCAAUUAAGAAUUAAUACAACAGCUGAAGUAAAUGCUGUAAUUAGAACAACAUAAUAGAAACUGAGAAUUACAAGUUCUAAUUAAUGUAUUUACUUCAACAAGUAUCAAUAGUCUCUAGAAGCAAAACCGAUACAAAGAGGGGUUGAAAAUGCUUUACAAUACUUACUUCAUUAACCCCUAGAUGAUUUGAUGGAGUGUUCUAAAUAGCUUAUAUAGUCUUAAGCCAUCACAAUAAUCAGUCUUUGCAUCUGAUAUUAUAAUACAAAUAACCAUUAAUCUAAAGAUAUUGUUUUAGAUUUCAUACAGGAUGAAACACCUUGGUAAUAAGUAUGCUUUUGCAGAUUUUAUGAAUUUGAGCUUUAUA
This is a messenger RNA of Paramecium octaurelia, 643 nucleotides long. The record is from the annotation of a GenBank genome assembly. Lineage: Eukaryota; Ciliophora; Oligohymenophorea; Peniculida; Parameciidae.